This is a messenger RNA of Hyla sarda, 7912 nucleotides long. RefSeq names its product solute carrier family 7 member 1 (gene SLC7A1). The record is from RefSeq and is a predicted model, not a curated record. Gene Ontology annotation, biological process: amino acid transport; transmembrane transport. Lineage: Eukaryota; Metazoa; Chordata; Amphibia; Anura; Hylidae. Gene Ontology annotation, cellular component: plasma membrane. The coding region runs from base 329 to 2302 and encodes 657 amino acids. Gene Ontology annotation, molecular function: amino acid transmembrane transporter activity. The transcript is spliced from 13 exons.
ACAGUAUAGUACAACAAUACAGUAAUAGUAUAGUAACGAUAACCCCAGGCGGGACAGAGAAGGAGAGGUGGGCAUGUACUAGCCUUAGCAUAGCCCCCUUCAGCUCUCGGGCUCCUCUUGGCAGACAACACAGGGGAAGGAGGGAGGACGGAAAGAGGAGGGGUAGGCGGCGGCUGAUGUAAUAUUGACAAGGAGUGGCGAGAGCCGGUGUAAGCACGCUGCUGCCAUACCGCCCAUCACUGCACACCGACCUCGUGUGAGGGAACACCGUGCCCGGGAGAGAGCCGCACACUGCCCACCCUGGACUUGUCAGGGGGCUGAGACCACCAUGACUGAUAGAAUGACCACCCUACAGAUCAAAAUGAGCUCCAACGUUCUUCUCGGUUUUGGACAGCAGCUCUUUCGCCGUAAGGUUGUAGGAUCUGACUCUAAGGAGAGCAGGCUGGCAAGAUGCCUCAACACUUUUGACCUAGUUGCUCUAGGAGUGGGCAGUACCCUUGGUGCCGGAGUAUAUGUUUUAGCCGGUGCUGUGGCACGAGAAAAUGCUGGACCUGCUAUCGUUCUCUGUUUCCUCAUUGCUGCCCUCGCUUCUGUUUUGGCUGGAUUAUGUUAUGGAGAAUUUGGUGCAAGAGUUCCGAAAACUGGCUCUGCCUAUUUGUACAGUUAUGUCACCGUCGGAGAAUUCCUGGCUUUUAUAACGGGCUGGAAUUUGAUUUUAUCUUACGUUAUUGGGACCUCAAGUGUGGCCCGAGCCUGGAGUGCCACCUUUGACGAACUUAUUGGCAAACAUAUCGAACUGUUCUGUACACAGCAUUUUUCCAUGAAUUUGCCAGGUGUACUGGCCAAGUAUCCAGAUCUGUUCUCAGUCAUCCUUAUUGUGGUACUAACAGCUCUCUUAUGCAUUGGAGUGAAAGAAUCAGCUCUUGUUAACAAAGUCUUUACAUGUAUCAAUGUGCUGGUCCUGGCAUUUGUUAUCGUGUCUGGAUUUGUGAAAGGAUCCAUUAAGAACUGGCAACUCUCUGAGGAGGACUUCAAUAAGACCAACAUGACGUUUUCAGACAAUAGCACACAGCAGAACAGUUGGGCGUAUGGUGCUGGCGGAUUUAUGCCAUAUGGUUUUUCCGGAGUCCUUUCUGGAGCUGCUACUUGCUUUUACGCCUUUGUUGGAUUUGACUGUAUUGCCACUACAGGCGAAGAAGUAAAAAACCCACAGAAAGCUAUUCCUAUUGGCAUUGUGGCUUCUCUCCUCAUCUGUUUUGUGGCGUACUUUGGGGUGUCUGCAGCGCUCACACUUAUGAUGCCGUAUUAUCUUCUGGAUCCAAACAGCCCAUUGCCUGUGGCUUUUAAUCAUGUGGGAUGGUUCGGUGCAAAGUAUGCGGUUGCUGUUGGAUCUCUGUGUGCGCUCUCUACUAGUCUUCUCGGUUCCAUGUUCCCAAUGCCUCGAGUGAUUUAUGCAAUGGCAGAUGAUGGGCUGCUAUUUAAAGUUUUAGCCAGAGUCAGUGAAAAGAGCAAAACUCCAGUAAUAGCCACAGUUUCCUCUGGAGCAGUUGCAGCUUUGAUGGCUUUUUUAUUUGAUUUAAAAGACUUGGUGGAUCUGAUGUCCAUCGGGACACUUCUUGCCUACUCGCUGGUGGCCGCCUGUGUUAUGGUUUUGAGGUAUCAGCCAGAACAGCCAAAUCUUGCCUAUCAAAUGGCCAGCACCAACGAAGAGGCCGAUGUCAAUGAGUCGGUCAGUACCAGCGAGUCCCAACAUGGAAUACUGGGUGAAGAUGACAAAUUUGCCUUUCAGAUGCUUCUGUUUCCUCGAAACAAACAACCAACCAGAUUAUCAGGAUCUAUAGUAAAUUAUUCAGCAGGGAUUGUAGGUGUACUCAUAAUCACCUUUUGCUGCUUAAUGGUUUUCGGUCAAAGCUCCUUGGUAAAAGGUGAAGCUGACAUCAUUAUUCCAAUUGCGAUCGUAUUUCUGUUAACCUUAGUCUUUACGGUUAUCAUAUGGAGACAACCACAGAGCAAAACUAAACUGUCCUUUAAGGUACCGUGUGUCCCUGUUAUCCCCGUCUUGAGCAUUUUUGUGAACGUAUACCUGAUGAUGCAGCUGGGUGCAGGCACCUGGGUACGAUUCGCAAUAUGGAUGGUAAUCGGUUUCAUCAUAUACUUCAGUUAUGGCAUUUGGAACAGUAAUGAAGCUGUUGGCUCCAUACCAGAGAAAAAUACAACAGAUUACAAAAGGACCAAUGUGUUAAAUAAUGAGAAACAGGCUUUUCUGGAUGAUCCAGAACCUGCUAACUCAGUAAUGGCUUGAAGCCCGGAGCUGGAUGGUACCACAUUAAUGCAAUCUGUCAAAAUGGACUUCACCCAAAGCUUGCAACCUGCACAAACCAUACAACACCAGACAAGUGAUGGCGCCUCCAAAUGGUCAACCCAGAGUGUCACUUGUCUUUUAUUGCUGCUAUUCUCUUUACAACACAAGUUGUGGAUUUUGCUUUAACAGAACAGGCCUGCUGCGGUUCUACCAUACUGCGCCUCCUGUAGAAAAUCAUGAAUCCAUGUCCACCACAGCGGCAGGUCUUUAUUGUGGGUAUUAGAAAGAGAAUACGAACUUGUUCGUGAGGCAGGAAGUCACUGAAAGAGGGGUUAAAAAUUGAUAAUUGGGGGAUAUAUUCACUUUUAGCAAAGAGUUCCCUGCCAGUGAUCCAUGUUGGGAAAUUAGUUUACAUCCAAAAUAGCACAAAAUGUGUUAAUUUUAUACCUUGAAGAAAACUUAAUUUAUUGUUUUUAACCUUUUUUUAUCUAUUUGUUUUUACUCUUGUAGUGCAGGGCACUUAAAAGGGAGAUCUCUUCCAAUAUUCCAGUCUUCUCAGUUUUUAUAUUGUAUGCUGAACACUAGAAAAUACAUGUUUUACCUUUGGGUUUGUAGCCCAGUGUGUUACUCCCGUUGGACAUCGUCAAUGGUGCGGUGGCUGACAGUGUAGUAACAAAGAUGUACAGGUUUGGAUGGACCAUUAAUCUACUUGCUAGGGUGUGGGGAUUUAUUCCCCCUCCACAUUGGACCUGUACAGGGCUUUCCCUGUUCAAGGGCAUUGCAACCUAACCAGGUUGGCCCAUUGGUUACCCAAAGAUUGGGAAGAGGUGAGGAAGUAAGCAUCAAGUCCUAGGAUGGGAUGUAAACUAGGGAACCAUUCUUAUUUAAGAUCAUAUUGACAAUACAAUGUAUGUUAUCCUGGCAUCAGUCUCCUCCAUCUCCCAGGCUGAUGUGUCUAAUUUUAUUACUAAGCCUGCAUUUAUUUAAGCAACUAUUUGUUACAUGUAGAAAAUGCGAGGGGGUCACUUUGGAUCGAAACAUUAUGGCAUUCUGUAUGCUGCAAUUCCAGUCCAGCAGGCUGUAUUGACUGAAACUUGAAGUAUUAACAGUUCUAUGACCAUCAUACGAAGAAAAUUGUCAGUGGUCACGAGGUUGGGGUACCUCUUCUGAGAUUCUGUACAUUGAAUAUGGGUUAUUUAACUGAAUAAGAUGUUGUUGGGCCUACAUUACUACAAAUCCUACAUUGCAGUACUUUGUUUAUUACGUUCUCAUGAGUAACACCAUGCGAGAGAGAUCAUUUCUUCUUCAAGGUGCUCAGCAUCUCAUAUACCGUACUUAUCUUGGGAAACCUGCAUCUUCAUAGUUAGACAAUCACUCAAGGAUUCCUUCCACCGUGCCUAGUAGUCUGAUACAUAACGUGUCGGCAAUCGAAAAUAUAAACACUUGGACCCUUAUAAGGUAGAAGAUGUCCUCUGAAAAAACAGGUCAAAGUGAUAAUUUCCAAGAUUGUAUUUUAUGUAAAUUGUAUGUCAUUUUCUUUGCUUCUAUGGCCAGUAUUGCAUCCACAUUUUUGUAUCCAUAUUGCAGAUACAAGUCCUGGUCUGACAGCUGUUUAGGUUUAGGUAUUUAGAAAUUCUGUCAGGCCGGGACCUGUUUAGGUAACACAGAUGCAAAAAUGCACAUGUAAUGUGCUUGUAUGAAACCAGCCUAACCAAAAUGUACUACAGUGGUCCCUCAACAUACGAUGGUAAUCCGUUCCAAAUGGACGAUCGUAUGUUGAGGAAUCCGUGCAAUGUAAAGAAUAGGACACUGGUCUACAACCUGCGGACCGAAAGAUGUUGCAAAACUACAACACCCAGCAUGCCCGGACAGCCGUUGGCUGUCCGGGCUUGCUGGGAGUUGUAGUUUUGCAACAUCUGGAGCUCCGCAGGUUGAAGACCACUGGUAUAGGAGGUAAUACUCACUUGUCCCCGCCGUUCCGGACAGUCACUGCUGCUCUGGAUGUCGCCCUCCAUCGCUGUCGCCGCGUCCCCGGGGUGUCCCCGACGCUCCGGCAAGGCCUCUGCUUCCCCGGCAUCCUCGCUCUCUGUCGCCGCCAUCACGUCGUUACGCAUGCCGCUCCUAUUAGAUGAUGGGACGGCGUGCGCAGCGACGUGAUGACGAUGAUGGAGAGCGCCGACGAUGCAGGGGAGCCCGAAGAGGAUGCGUCGGAGCCCCGAGGACAGGUAAGUGAUUGUCAGUGGAGCACACGGGGCACCGUAAACGGCUAUCAGGCGGCAGCUGAAGCAGUCAGCGCUGCCAGAUAGCCGUUUAUGCGAUGGCCCCGACAUACAAAAGCAUCGUAUGUUGAUGCUGCCUUCAACAUGCGAUGGCCUCUGAGAGGCAAUCGUAUGUUUAAAUGAUCGUAUGUCGGGGCCAUCGUAGGUCGGGGGGGGUCAUUGUAUAUACACGCUCCCCUAGGGACCAGGAGUAUCUGCCACCUCUGCACUCCUACAGCUGUGACUCCACUUCUGACAACAGUUAAUAUGGUAGCUGGACAAAGGAUUAGGCAUUGUACAUGCCCUACCCAACGUCCCCAACAGGGAUCACUGUACUGACACUGUAAGUCAAUUCUAUUCUGGUUGUAGACUCUAGAACUAUGAGAAAUGGUGGAGGAAGGGAAAUAUUUCACUUCCUCCCCCAUUUUUUAUUUUUCUCAUGAAUUUUUGGGAGUACUACAUCUUAGGUGGGUAGACACCUGUGUGUUUCUAUGCCCUAGUUAGACUCUAGAACUACACAUGGCCAACACAAUGACAAUACAAUGUCUGAGCACAGAUGAGACUUUUUAAUAUAACCCUUGUCUAGUGUUCUUUUAAACCCAUGUUGGUAAUGAACUGUUACUUGGGUUACAUGUUCACACUAUUAGGCCUGGCCUAAAACAGUUGUGUGCAGAUUAUGAAUUUUUUCUCAGUAAUAAUCGGAUGCUGGAAGUUUCUAUUUCUGUUGCUUUCCGGGACAUCAUGUACAUAAAAAAAUGUAUAUAUAGAAUUUGUGCAGUUUUUUUUUGUCCUAUAUGAAAGCCAUAACAUUUCUUGUAUUUUUUUUAGUGGGAGGCACAUUUUUCCAACAAUCAUCUAUAAUUUUUGGGUUGAUUUGUCAUUUCUGUUUAUUGGUGAAUUAUCACAUAAUCUGGAAUAUUGGUUCCAUACAGAGAUUAUGCUAUAAAUGUUAAUCUGUGGAUUACCUUUAAGUGUUCUUAAUGAUGAUUUUAAUGUGGGUCCGGGCUGAGCCAAUGUCCACAACAGAGAAACUCUGGCAAAUGUCCAGGCACCAUCUGCAGGGGGGGGCUCAAUGAUCGUGCUGCAAGGUUGAGGUGGGGGGCAGCUCAUUGUGAGGUCACAAACACACGAAGCAGGCUUUAGGAUUUGAUUUUGUAAUGUUAGGGAAUAUUAUGAGAGAUUACUAACUUUAAUAAAAAAUAAACUAGCGCCAUGAAUCAAUGGCCUAUACCAACCCGAUUUGCAGUUCUUUUGGCUGCACUGUAAUUUUUGGAAUAAAAGGUUAUCCAGGACCAGAAAAAAACAUAGCUGCUUCCUUCUACAAACGGCAUCACAUCUGUUGUGUUGUGCUCUAUGUACUUCAAUACAACUAAGCUGCAAUACCACACGUAAACCGAGGACAAGUGGCGUUGUUUCUGGAGAAAAAAAAUCAGUUUUUCUAAUCCUGAAUAACCCCUUUUAAAGCAAAGCUGCUGUUUGGAUCAGAUUUAACUGUUUUCUAUAAGGAAGUUGCACUUAUAAGCGAUAAUCCCUUUUAGUGGCGACGGUGGUUUCCAUAAUAUGUGCAUAGUAACAUGGAAAUUGGUGGAAUUCUUGAGGCGGGGUGACAAGUAUCAUUAUUAUUUUUUUUUUCACAGCACUUGAAUGUCUUACUUCUAAAGAGACAGAAAAUCCUAUUUUUCUAUAUAAUUAAACCCAAAAUGUCUUUGUUUAAAAUCUUACUGAAGUGUAUUUAUAAGUCUUAGUCCACUUGCAGCAGUGUUCUUUAACUUGGGCCUCUGAAGGGCUAUGUUCACACUAUGGAAUCUCUGCCUGGAGCUAUUGCUAUUGCCACUGCUGAAAUCUUUCUGCGACAUGACUGCACGGACAUGCACUGUCUUUUUUAACAGCAACACAGUCUGCGCUGAUUUCCGUUUUCCCCGCCCCCCCCCCCAAAAAAAAAUUUACUUGCAAAUUUUUUUUAUUUUUUUUUUGUGGUUUCGUAGUCCAGAAUUUCCUCAGUGUGAAAUGUGCAGCAGAAUCCCAUCGAAAAUGAGAGGCUGCUGCACUAGAGUUUCUGAGUGGAAUUCACUUGAAAAUUCUGUAGUGUGAACGUACCCAAACUAUGACAAAACAACAAUUCCCAACAGGACGAGCUGUGAGUUGUCUUGUAGAGAUCCAGGAUUAAGAACACUGGUGUCUAGCGGAUACAUUCUCUAUCCCCCAUAAUUUAUGGGAUAUGAUCCCAGCAGAGCAAAAGAGAAAAACCUUUACUGAGCUCUUAAUCUGGGAAGGAUUCUUCUCUCUUACAGGCAGAGAUCUUUCACACCAACAUAUGCGAUUGACCUUCAAAUGCUGGUGUGAAAGUGACCAAAUGGUAAGAACGAAAUUACUUAUGACUCCACGUACAUGAAUACUUCUUUGAUGCCCACAGGUCCAUAAUUUAUUUAAAUUUUAUUUUUUCAUUUUUAGUUAGCCUUUGUUUAUUUUAGUAGAGCGAAAUUAUUUUAAUUGGUCAUUACUGGAACCUGAUAGAUGUGACACUAUCAAAUGUUCUGGAUUAUCAGAUGAUCACAUAUAGCAGUGGUGUCUAAACUGUGGACUUUCCAGAUGUUGCAAAACUACAACUUGUUUUAGUUUUGCAACAGCUUGAUACCCACAGUUUGGAGACUUAAGAUCUACAGUCAUCGGUUUAAGCCAUCUACAAUGUGGCCACAAGACCUGGACUUCCUCUGUUCUUCUGAACUGAACUUAGAUCACCAUAGAAGCCUACUGUAGAGGGUCCGGUGUCUUAAUACACUGAAAUAAGGCCAUAUUGUUACCGCAUGAAACCAGAAAGCGCAAAAUAAAAUGUUAGAAAAUCUGCUGCUAUAACUCUAGGAGAAAUUUUUCCAGUUGGCCAUCUCCUCAUAUUCUUGUCGAAUUAUUAAAUACUGGAUUAAAAUAAUUUUGUUGCAUAUUCUAUACCCAUCUCUAAAUCAUGAUUCCCACUGAAACUGUGCCUUUCCUUCUUGUAGUCUACUUUUGUAUUAUGUGUUUUUAUUUAGUGAAGCGAAUGUUUUUUGUUUUUAUGGGUUUUCUCCUUUUUUUGUUUUGUUUACUGCUUUGUGUCAGUUGUCUAUUUUUAUGUGCGGCAAGUUUUCACUAGGGUAUGUACAUUUUUAUUAGUUUCUUCUGUAAAUAUGUUUCUAAUAUUUAUCUUAUUUUAAAUAUCUUUUUAUUAGAUAUUUUGUUGCUUAUUAGUUCAGUUUUUGUAUUUGUAAGAGGGGAAAAAAAUUUCCUCGGGUAAAAUGUGUGGGUAGCUAUGAAAUGUACGUUUUGUUAAACUUGUUACGCAAGCUGUGUGGAGAAUAAAACUUGUACGUUCUAGAAA